AUGUUUACUUGUUCAUAUAACUAUUGUGAGAGAACUUUUUCAGGCUGUGCAGCUCUCUGUGAACAUACAAAAUCACAUAAAAGCCAUGCCUAUUGGAAAACAUUAAAUAGUAUUUCAAACAUUUCUUAUAAAAUAUUGAAGUUGAAAAACGAAGAUAAUUUUGAUAUAAAUGAUGAUGUAUAUGAAGAAAGUGUUGAUAUAUAUGAAGAUGAUGAUAUACGUGAAGAAAAAGAUAAUAAUAUAUAUAAAGAAAAUAAUAUACGUGAAAAUGAUGAUAAUUAUAUAUAUGAAAAAGAUAAUAUAUGCAAAAAGGAUGAUGAUAUAUACGAAGAUGAUAAUAUGCAUGAAGGCGAUAAUAAUGUAUAUGAAGAAGAUAAUAUAUGCGAAGGUGAUGAUGAUGUAUGCGAAGAAGACAAUGUUAUGUAUGAUGGAAGCAAUAUAGAUAAUAAUGAUACAGAUGAUGUUGAAGAUAUUGAAACAUCUGAAGCUAGAAAUCAUAAUUAUAAUUUAUGUUUUCCGGAACAAAUGGAACAAAUAACUUUAAUUGAUACUAGAACCAAUUUAUCUCAAAGUCUUCCAUCCUUUCCAGAUACUGCAUAUAUUGAGUUUAUGGAGCUUGUAUCAAUACAUCAUCUUUCAGAUUCGGCUGGAAAUGAUGUGUUAAAGUGGUUUAACAAGCAUUAUCUUCGAAAAGAUAUUGUUUUACCAAAAAAUACAAUGGAAGGGCGUGAUUUUAUCAACUCUAUGAAUAUUGAACAUUUGAUAUAUCUUAAAACAAAAGUCUUAGAAUAUGAAGAUGAAAAAUAUUAUCUUCACCAUCGUGGUAUUAAAGGCAAUUUUACGUUGUCUAACCUUAACAGCUUCAUUGAUACAUAUAAAAUUUCACAUCAUUUAGCUUUAGAAGCUGAAUUAGCAUUUGAUAUGCUAAUUGAUUCAUUAAACGAGUAUUUGAUUGUAUUGAAGACAUUACAGAUGAAGAUGUUAAAGAAACUCUUAUUAAAUG
This is a messenger RNA of Funneliformis caledonium, 1003 nucleotides long. The record is from the annotation of a GenBank genome assembly. Lineage: Eukaryota; Fungi; Glomeromycota; Glomeromycetes; Glomerales; Glomeraceae.